UCCUGGCUGUAGACGCGCUGGGCGGGUAGGAACACUGGCGCUGCUAGGACGCCGCGGGGAUCCCGCCGGCGCUGUGCAAUCGGAGCAGAGGGUCUGCGCGCCUCACCUUGCCCUCCCGAUGUCCCCAUCCAGCUGCUGAUACCUGCAUCGGCGUGGGGCCGGGGAGAUCCCGGCAGAGGCAAAGCGCCUCUUUGGCAAAGCGGGAGUGAAUGGAGGUAAAUUGUUUAACACUAAAAGACCUGAUCAACCCCAAGCAGGCCAGACUAGAGUUGGCAAUUGAAGAUGGGGAAAAUGCACAAAAGGAAAAUAUAUUUGUUGAUCGAUCAAGGAUGGCCCCAAAGACGCCAAUAAAAAAUGAACCAAUGGAUUUAUCGAAGCAAAAAAUCUUCACUCCAGAAAGAAAUCCCAUUACUCCAGUUAAGCUUGUGGACAGACAGCAGGCAGAACCAUGGACACCCACAGCCAACCUGAAGAUGCUUAUUAGUGCUGCCAGCCCAGACAUAAGGGACCGGGAGAAGAAAAAGGGGCUGUUCAGACCCAUUGAAAACAAGGAUGACGCAUUUACAGACUCUUUGCAGCUUGAUGUUGUUGGGGACAGUGCUGUGGACGAAUUUGAAAAGCAAAGGCCAAGCAGAAAACAGAAAAGUUUAGGACUGCUCUGCCAGAAGUUUCUAGCUCGGUAUCCAAGUUAUCCCUUGUCAACUGAGAAAACUACCAUCUCCCUAGAUGAAGUUGCUGUCAGUCUUGGUGUGGAAAGGAGACGCAUCUAUGACAUUGUAAAUGUGCUAGAGUCCUUGCAUCUGGUUAGCCGAGUGGCCAAGAAUCAGUAUGGCUGGCAUGGACGACACAGCCUGCCAAAAACCCUAAGAACCCUCCAGAGACUAGGAGAAGAGCAAAAAUAUGAAGAACAAAUGGCCCACCUACAACAGAAGGAGCUAGACCUGAUGGAUUAUAAGUUUGGAGAGCGUAGAAAAAAUGGCUACCCAGAUUCCCAAGAUCAACAGUUACUGGAUUUCUCUGAACCUGACUAUUCCUCUUCAUCUGCAAACAGUAGAAAAGAUAAGUCUCUGAGAAUUAUGAGCCAGAAGUUUGUCAUGCUAUUCCUCGUCUCCAAAACCAAGAUUGUUACUCUGGAUGUGGCUGCUAAAAUAUUGAUAGAAGAAAGCCAAGAUACCCCAGACCAUAGUAAAUUUAAAACAAAGGUACGACGCCUCUAUGACAUAGCCAAUGUUCUGACCAGCUUGGCUUUGAUAAAGAAAGUCCAUGUAACAGAAGAGCGAGGCCGUAAACCAGCCUUCAAGUGGAUCGGGCCUGUGGACUUCAGCUCCAGUGAUGAUGAACUAGUGGAUGUUUCUGCAUCUGUCUUACCAGAAUUGAAAAGAGAAACAUAUGGCAAGAUUCAAGUCUGUGCAAGACAGAGGCUGGUUCGUUAUGGUUCCUUUAACACAGUUCAGACUUCUGAGAGGAUGGAGAGGAAAGUGAUCUCAGAACCCAGCAGCCCAUACAGAGAAGAACAAGGAUCAGGUGGUUAUUCCUUGGAAAUUGGAAGUCUAGCUGCUGUCUACAGGCAGAAAAUAGAAGACAAUUCACAGGAAAGCACCUCUAUCAGCAAGAGAGUGGUAUCUACAGCAGGCAGCUCAGACACCAGCCUCCCUGUUGACUCUGAAUACUGUGUUAAUCCAUUAGCCCACCAAGUAUUUUCUGUUGCUCAAGACUUGCCAGCACUUUCCAUGCAGAACAGUCUGAAUGGACAAGUAGGCAUCCCCCUUGCUCCUGUGUCCUCUAACGUGGAGAGCAUGAAGCCAGCUCUGCUUGCUGGCCAGCCCCUGGUGUAUGUGCCUUCCACCUCACUGUUCAUGUUGUGUGCAAGCCUGCGGGAGGAACCGUUCCCAGAGUCCUGUUCAGAGGGGGAUGGCAGAAGCUUGGAGGUCCCGCCCACGGUAGGGCUAUCCUUGGCACCCUCCAGUCAGAAGCGCCUCUGUGAGGACAGGAAGCCCUGGGAGGAGCACGAGCCUGCCACUAAAAGACAAAGUCAGGAACUUGAAGACAGCCCCUUAUCCCUGGUCAUGCCCAAGAAACCUUCAGAUUCCAUUGACCCUGCCUCUGGCAAGACUAUGGGCAACAGGGGCUCUGUGUUCCUAGAAGACACUCGUGUGAAUGGUCCACACCCUGCUGUGGAAGAGGUUUUAGGAAAUGCUACAGCAAACUGCUUUGUUUCUUCUGAGGGUGGAAAUCCUUCAAGAAACGCAGAUACUGAAAUGCCUUCAAAAGAAAAUGAAAGCACCAAAGAACCAUCUUUGCUGCACUAUCUUUAUGUGCAGUCUCCAGCCGGAUUAAAUGGCUUCAAUGUGCUCUUCUCUGGCAGUCAAACCCCCCACACUGUGGGACCAUCCUCAGGUCAGCUGCCGUCCUUCGGUGUUCCUUGCAUGGUCUUACCGUCUCCGACUGUGGGCCCUUUUCCUGUUGUCUAUUCUCCUGCAAUGCCUGUGCCGAUUUCUUCUGCUCCUGGCACUCUGCCAAACACAGGACCUGUGAAUUUCAGCUUGCCUGGCCUUGGAUCUGCAGCUCAUCUUCUCCUCAGCCCUGCAGCCAUGAUUAAUCCAAAGUCAUCCACGCUCACUUCUGCAGACCCUCAGCUUCAGGGUCAGCCCUCAUUGAACCUGAGUCCUGUGAUGGCAAGGUCACACAGUGUCAUCCAACCCGAGUCCCCUGUUUAUGUGGGACAUCCAGCCUCGGUCGUAAAAUUACAACAGUCACCUGUUCCAGUGACACCCAAAAGUAUGCAACGCACACACCGUGAGAUGUUUUUCAAGACACCUGGCAGCCUUGGAGACCCUGUCCUUAGGAGAAGAGAAAGGAAUCAGUCGCGAAAUAGCAGCUCAGCCCAGAGGAGACUAGAAAUCCCCAGCAGCGGGCCAGACUAAACUGGUGCUUUGGCAGAUGGGGUGGGAUCAGACCACCUGAAUUUCCCUGUGUCACAGGCUAUGUCCUAAGUGGAACAUAACCAUCAGUCCUCAGCUCGUGUCCUUGCUCUCUCUUUCAUUCACUGGUUCUGUUAUCUUCUCAACAUCAUGGAUCAUCUACGUUCCUGAAAGUAGUUAUUACUAAUUGUGCUUGUAAUGCCAGCCAGAGCUCAGACUCUGCAUGGUGUCACAGUGAAAGCACUGACUGACUAAUGUGGUUUUGAUUCAAGAAUCAUCUGAUUCCUGGACAUAGAUCUGAACAGGCUACUGGAGCCUUGUGGUUUUCCUGAAGGGGGGCUGUCUAGCACUUAACCAGGGUAAACUUGCCCUGAGUAAAUCUGUGGUGAGAGAACUUUCUUUCUGCAGUUUAAAAAAAGCUACUGCUUCUUUAGGCUUCAUCAGGAAGCUACCUUCAGUUAUGAAUCCUAUGGUAUUAUUUAUUUUGUUCCUAAAAUGGGAUUUAGUGCAAAGAGUUUACAACUACAGCCUGACACAUACUUUUCAGGGUAUGACGACUUGAAUGUUUGUACUUUUUCCUCUAAUUUGCCCUGCACUUAUUCUACAACCUAGUAAUGUGGAUAAAUGUAUAUACAUGACAAAUAUCAAGACCAAAAUAACUGAAUGACACUUGGCUAUAACUGAACUGUGCUAACCUGAUCCAGUCAUGAGAACUAAGGUGAAGUCUAGGCACCUAAUGGCUGCUUCUCAAGUAAUGUGAGAACAAUGAGGUUUUGCUAUUUGUAAAAAUUCUACCAUGCUCAGUUUCCUUCAUUACAUGCCCUAUGGUUUUUUAUUAUUAUUAUUAUUUAAAUGUUAAUUGUAGCGUACCAUGUAUGGAUGCCUUUUAACAAUUGUUUGUAAAAAUGAAUCGGGAUGGUAAAAAGUAAUUACUUGGAAAACCAGAGCCUAGAUGAGACUUUUUGAUUGAAAUACUGAAGAGUAAAUGGUAUAGAAACAGAUGUAGGUCAGUAAGUGACUCUUCUGGGUUUCUUUUUUAAACUUCUUCUCUUCUUCUUUCUACCCUUUGGAAGGGUAAAAGGAAAAAUGGCCACAUUAUGUUUCAUUGCCAAGAAAAUGCAAACCACAGUUAAAUGGUAUUCCCCCACAAUAACGGUGAGUGCAGAGAUUCAUUGUUCUAGCACAAAUACAAUUCUGGAAACUGUUAUGCAAUAUCCCUUUAUAAACCAGAUUACUUUAGGGGUUCAUUAAGGAACCAAACUACUUCAUUGUAUUCUAGAUUUAUUGAUAUUUACUUCACUCUAUUUUCUUCAGAUGGUAUCCUUUCUUCCUUCUCUACUUCCUUUUCUUCCCUUUUCUUUCAUUGCUCUCUUCUCUUUGUUAAACUUCUUGUAUUAAACUUUUAUCUUAGAUUUAGAAUCUUAGUAUAGAGCUAUUUUUUGGGGGGGCCCAACAAAAUGUUAUAUGAAAGAAUAAAAAUAUUAAUUUAAGAGACUCUGGGAGUCUGAGUAAAGUAGCUUUAUAUUAACUACAGAAUACUAUUAGCCUUAUUACCCCCACAAGAUUUUUGAAAACUUGAGGUAGGUAGCCAGAUUAAAUAAAUUUGCUACUUAUGUCAAAUUUUUAUCAACACUAAACUUUUAAAGUUUACAAGAUGGUAUUUUUUCCCUUUUUUCACAGUCUUCUCUGAAGUUAGCUUAAGAAUGUGGUUCUAACCAUCAACAAUUGCAUAGUAAUGAUUACUCUGAACUAAUACUGAGGGUUCCUUAUCAAAACAAAUGAAAAUAACCUUUUUUGGGUAGAUUACAGGAUAUGCAGCAUAUAAAUCUGGGCAGGGUACGUACAUUUUAAUUCUAUCAUGCUUAAGAACAUCCACAAAAUAUCUUCACUGAAAGGGCUGUGUUUAGAUGGAAACAAAUUGGUUUUUUCCUCCCUCACUGUUUCUGGAUGCUCUCUCCAUACUUGUUUGCUGUCUUUUUCUUUAACUCUCUAAUAUGACCAUAUUAAGCUCAGAGAAUUCAUGGUUCUUGAGAGGUAUUAAGAAACAGUCCCACAAAUAAUAAUGUGACAACUUUGUGACCAUACUUAGCAAUAGAAAAAUGACUUGUAUUCAAUACCGAUUUCUUAAUGUGGCUUUCAGAUAUGUAAAAAUAAUCAGUGGUUGUUUCUGUCAGGAAAAUGAUUCUCUUGCAGAACAACUGAUGAUAGUGAAGCUGCUAAGCCAGAUUUGGAUAUUUGGGGUAGGGAAGAAGCAGUGGCAAUCUUGAGUCUAUCAUUGUAUAAUUUAGUAAAAAAAAACCGUAAUUGUUGGUGAUCCUGCUAAGGAAAUGGAGCUGAGUCAGCACUGAGGAUGUGUGUGCCCUCCACGGUCCAGGGUUUGUGAAACCCUUUCGUUCUGGUACAAGAGUUGGGGGUAUAACUUUUAUACUUGAAUCUACCUACCGAGUUUACAUUCUUCAAUUCCUUUUUGUAAGGUGCUAUUUCUGUAUUUAAAUAACUUUUUUAAUGUAAAGCUGCUUUCUGCUUAUCCUGUUGCACUGCUAGCUUUAUGUAGGAAUUAAUUUUAUUGCUGCUUACUGCUCUUGUUUUCAUAUUUAGCUCUACUCUUAUCUCUAAUAGCUAUACUGUUUUUAGCUAUCUACUUGUAACUUUGCUACUUUACAUGUAAACCAGCUUUUUUUCUUUUAGAAAAAUAUUAAGCUUUAUAAAAUAGCAAUAAAAAGUAACACAUUUAGUAAAAGAUGUUAGUCGUAUUUCUUGAUGGGCUUUACAUACCAUCUUCAGUAAAAUCAUUGACAGUUGCAACAUGGCCAACCUGACCCUCAAAAAGCCAAGUUGCAUCUUUGCUGAGACCUUCCAGUGGCUUCCAAAUGCCAAAAAUUACUGCAUCACAGUUACACAAGAGCGUGGGAAGAUUGAAGGACUAUGCUCCUUGGCUUCUGUUUUCUAGUGAGUUCACAUUGCUGUCAGUUUGGAGCUUCCAGGUGAUUCUGAGGAAUAUACAGGAAUCAAGGAACCAUGCAGAACACCUCCAACCUCUUGUAGUGGUCCAUGUUAGGUGCUUCUCCAUUUAGCAAAUGCUUACCUUAAUGUCAAAUUUUAUUAAUUAGAUUUAAUAUGAUUUCCCCGGGCUUGUUAUACAUCCAGAGUCAUCCAUGUUGCACUGUUGUCAGCUCCCCCUGCCGAAUUGUGAGGUGAGACUGCCAGAUGUCAGAGCUGCUUCACAUGGACAGCUCCUCAAAGGACUCAUCUUGGGGUGGAACCUGAACAUCCUGUGAUACAGGCAAUUCAUUUUCCUCCAGCUACCAUCUUCCCAUAGCCUCUUUGACUUUUCUGAAGUGCACACCUCACAUACUCAGGCAGGAUUUGAAAAAGUUACAGACUUUCCAUUACCCUAGUCAGUGCCCUUUUCCCUAAUUCUAAGAAAGCCCAACCAAACUUACAACAACUUCUUCACUUCCAAAGCUGGUGGCUCACCUGUCUUUCCCCCAUGCAAGUCAGAUACCAAGAACCCAGUCCCUGUUGCAGGAAGCACAGGCGUUAGAGCUAAGGACACCCAAACAGCGCCCCUCUGUGGCUUUUAAGUGCAGAGGUGAGCAAUCAUCAUUUUCCAAAGAAAAACUUCCCUAAAUCCAUUUCUAUUUCUAUUCCCUCAACCAUUUUCAUGCCCUUGUGAGAGAGAGGAUUUAGUAGUUGUAUAACUGGUUUUGCAAAACCUCCUUUACCAAUUCUACGGAGUCCAACAACUUUAGAAUACAGCAUUUACAAGCUUGCCCGUUUGUUAUCCUGUUAACAAUAGUUAAAAGCUUCCAUUGUCCAGGAUUUGCAUGUUCCUGGGUGAUUGUUGUAGCACUUAUUGUUUCAUAUUUGUCAAAGUAAUAUUUAUCAAAGUAGUGUUUGAGAGCUAUUGUUUUUAGUGUUAAAAUUUAUGUCCUUUCUAUUUGAAAAUGCUUCCAAAUAUAAGACAUUAUGACAUGGUUUUGUUGUUG
Heterocephalus glaber (naked mole-rat) is the source of this 6910-nucleotide messenger RNA. The record is from RefSeq and is a predicted model, not a curated record. NCBI's taxonomy places the organism in Eukaryota, Metazoa, Chordata, Mammalia, Rodentia, Bathyergidae.